Molecule: messenger RNA, 2620 nt
Organism: Hirundo rustica (Barn swallow)
Lineage: Eukaryota; Metazoa; Chordata; Aves; Passeriformes; Hirundinidae
Gene: C26H19orf44
Product: chromosome 26 C19orf44 homolog
Exons: 8
Coding region: 163-2013 (616 amino acids)
Source: RefSeq, a predicted model, not a curated record
UCCAGGAGCCUCCAGGACCGCGCACCGCCCUCGCUGGCCCGGCCCAGAGAAGCUCUCCCCGCCUCGGGCCGAGCGGACCCAGCAGCGCGCUCUCUGUCCCUGUCCCGCCCCAUCCCGUCCGUCCUGCCCCUUUCAUCUCCGUCUCGUCUCGUCCCACCCUGCAUGGCCGCGGUCUCUCGGGCACCCGCGGCCCGAGGGCAGGGCCACAGCCAUGUACCCCGCAGGACCAGCACCCGUCGUGACCUCACGGUGGGGGACACAGAGCUGGAGAAUGCUGGAAGAGCCCCGACCCAGCACAGCAGGUUCCUGAAGGUGUGCGAUGGAAACGCUCGUGGGACCCAGCGGUGCCCGAUGCCGGGAAGCGCCGUGUGGGCAGGGAGCAGCCCUGGAGUCCAGAGCACUCCGGCCUCCCACAGGCGCUUAAGCUCAGUCCUGGAUAAAGUGGCACGACUAGAAAGGAAAAUCACGGGUCAAAAAAAGCACCUGGAAUUGCAGAACACUGACUCGGGCCUGAAGCCUUUUGUUGAGGAGAGCUCUUCAUCUGCCUCUGGGCAUGAAGGUGGUGCCAGGGGCAAGAAGUACUGGAAGAAUUACGGUACCACCAGUGGGAAUGGGAUCCGCAGGGAUGUCUGUUCUGAGGAAGAGCAAAGCAUCCAAAGCCCUAAAAGGAACAUUACAGUUAAACAACAGCUUGAUCUGGAUAGUGAUGAAGAGGAAAUGAGAGAAUUGAUGGAGAGCUCUUUGGGGUUUUCCAGUAGAAAUGGGAAUCAGAAGGUUCUGAGCAAGACACCAGUUCCAUCAGGAAGGGCUCCUCCACCUCGCAAGGAAAUUUCACCAGCAGGUUUAUCUAAAGCAUCUUCUUUUCACAACGAAGACUCAGAGAAAAGUGUGUUUGGUAGAAUUAAUUCACCAGCACCUUCACCCACCAGCAGAAACGUGUCAGGACAUACCACGAGAUCUCGAUUGCUGUCAUCUUCCAUGAAAGACAACGCUGUAAAGAUUGCUCGGCCUAAAGCAGGCUACACCAAGCAAAGGCAAGAAUCCCUUGAAAGUGACAGAAGUGAAAUAAAAUCAUUAGAUGAAUUAUUUUCUGAAGGAGCUGAUGCAGAAGAUCCAACCUGCAGCAGCUCAAAGUGCUUCAGACUGAAUAUCCUGAGCCUUGAUGAUUUGGCACCAGAUAUUACCAGUAUGGCAGCAGAAUUAAAGCAGAAAGGAAAAGACAUUCAGUUUACUCAAGAAUCAAACAAAUAUGUGAAAAAAGACACAUUGCUAGUGGAAGAAGACCAGGCUGCUCUUAAAAUGACCAGUGCAGUGACUGAUGUGAGUGAUUUUUCUGAAGAAGAUGUUGAAAAGUGUGUCUCUGAAACUGAAAUCUCUGAACAUUUGAGUGAAGUUUCCUCAGAUCUCCCUCCACACAAACAGGAUCAUCUUAAUGAGGAUGAGAGAACUCUUAAUUCAGAAUAUUCUGAAGACUUUGAAAGGUCUCUGUCUACAGCAGACAGGGAAUCUGUAGACGGACAUGCUGGGAGCUGCACACGUUCUGGGGCACACCCAUCUCCAGCAUCAUCCCUGCUGGUCACCCCAGAGCAGCUCAGCCGGGGACACCAAGUGACGGUGACAGAAGCUGCAGUUCAGACAGCAGAGCCUCCGUUCACCUACUGCUGGGCAAAGGCAAACCCCUCUGCAGUGCUUGCCCCGGCUCUUGGAACCAGCUACAUCGAUCCAGUGCCCAUUGCCAGUCACGUCAUCAGCAGGGAUGCAGUAGAAGCCCUGACCGCGUACAGCCCCUCGGUUCUCCUUUUACACGCCAUGUGCAAGCAGCACGUGAUGCUGACCCAGCAGUUUGUCGAGAGCAUUCACCACCUUCACACAUCCCUCGUGGAGUCAUUAGAGCUUGAGAAGUUCCACUACCAUACCCUGGAAGAGGCUAAAGAGUACAUCAAGAAUCACAAAUCCCCACCUCUAACAAUUGAGGAAGCACUUGAAGAAAUUCGGAGAGCCCGGGAGAAAUAACUGCUUGGACAGUUAUUGAACUUUAAGUGACAUAUUUACAGCUCUAAGGCUGAAACAAGAACCCUUUCCAAGUUGCACAGGUAAAAGGUUAUAAACUGUACUGGAAGGAUUCGUACAAACUGCUAUGUUAGUAUAAAUUAGUUAGUGUAAGGUGCUAUAUAUGACUUACUUUUCUAUCCCUGAAUGUUUUACACACAUACACAAUACAGGGAUACGCAGGAACCUUCAGCCAAACUGUGUCAGCAAAAGAGACAUCAAGAUAACACUUCUGUCUAAUGGGACCGUGGUAAGUCAUCACGGUGCACACCUUUAUCCAGUGAAAUGUGAGAUCUGUGAUCGCAUCUAUGAUCGUGGAAGAAGCGGAAGUCUGUACUACAGCCCCUGAGAAACAUGACCACAGCAGAAAAUCACCAUAUCCUGACUUUAGUGCCAUGAUCCCAACAGCAUUUCUAUAUAAUGCUUCCGUGGGUGUCUCCUCUCCUCACUAAUUGUCAAUUAAUGCAAAACCAGCGCAUCAUCCUUGUCAGAUCACAACAAACCCAUGCACACACUUGCGUAUGUUUAUCAAGACAAAUUCAAAAUAAGGAAGGCUUGUAGACAAGGUACA